Messenger RNA from Fomitopsis serialis, 582 nucleotides. Its product is annotated as P-loop containing nucleoside triphosphate hydrolase protein. Gene Ontology annotation, molecular function: GTP binding. The transcript has 3 exons. The record is from RefSeq and is a predicted model, not a curated record. The annotation marks the transcript as partial. NCBI's taxonomy places the organism in Eukaryota, Fungi, Basidiomycota, Agaricomycetes, Polyporales, Fomitopsidaceae.
AGUGUCAUGGGCCGCACAGGAACCGGGAAAACUACAUUUGUCAAUACCGCGACUGGUUCGCACCUAGCCGUUGGUUCCUCGCUGUCGUCCCAGACACGUUCCAUCCAGCUGUCAAGACCAGUCAAGAUCGACUCGAAGCGUGUAAUUCUGAUUGACACACCCGGGUUGGACAUGACUACCAAGUCCACUGAGGAGGUCGUGCAAUUAGUGGGUGCGUUUUUGACAAAGAUUCAUGACAGGCGCAGGAAGGGCACCAUCUUGCAUGGCACAAUCUAUCUCCACAGGAUCUCUGACGGUCGCAUGGGCCACGUAGCGCUGGAGAGCCUCGUUGCCUUUCGAACGCUGUGCGCCCAGGAGGCGCUGACCAACGUCGCCAUCGUGCUCAGCAUGUGGGAAGACGUCAAUCACAGCGUGCGAGAAACGCGGAAGUACGCACUUUGCACUCGCAAGGCAUAUUUCAGGCCCAUCAUGGACGCCGGUGCCGUCAUCUUCCACCACGACAGGACGGCGAAGUCCGCGCGCGAGAUUGUCAGACACCUCGUCGCGAAUGCGCCACAGCCACUACAGUUCAGUCCAGACAUC